Lolium rigidum is the source of this 3449-nucleotide messenger RNA. RefSeq names its product DNA (cytosine-5)-methyltransferase DRM2-like. The transcript is spliced from 9 exons. Bases 105 to 1838 code for a protein of 577 amino acids. The record is from RefSeq and is a predicted model, not a curated record. Lineage: Eukaryota; Viridiplantae; Streptophyta; Magnoliopsida; Poales; Poaceae. Gene Ontology annotation, molecular function: DNA (cytosine-5-)-methyltransferase activity; protein binding. Gene Ontology annotation, cellular component: nucleus.
CGCUCUGCUCUGCCACCGCCUCUGCUGCUCUGUUCUUCCUCUUCACUGCAGAGAGGGAGAGAGAGGGAGGGGGGCCGGAGGGGGCGUAGCUUCUUGCAUCAACAAUGGUGGAUAGUGACGAUAGUUUUGAGUGGGAAAGUGAUGGUGAGGCCGAACCCUCAUCAGCCCCGGCCUCGAGGAACAUGGAUGCUGCUGGUCUGUCAACAUUGGAUCCUAAUGGGCGGGCCAAUGGGGAAGCACCACCUAAUUCCUUAGUCGAGGGAUAUGUGGGAAUGGGUUUCAAAAGAGAGAUGGUCGUGAAGGGCAUUGAAGAGAUUGGUCACAAUGAUUCAAAUGCAUUGCUUGAGCUACUUCUCACAUAUAAGACACUAGGCGAUGAGGCUGCGGGCAAUUGCUCUACUUCUGGCCUCAUCCCCCGUAGCACUGAAGAUGACGAUGAUUUUGAUUUUGAAAACUGGGAUGGAGAUGAUGAUGCUGAUGGGAGAGAACCCAACUCCGAUGGUUCUGGUCGUGAGGAGUUUCUACGAGAGAUGUCAGAGAAGGACAACAAGAUCAAGUCCUUAGUAGACAUGGGUUUUCCUGAAGAUGAAGCAAAUAGGGCUAUUACCAUAUGUGGUGUGGAUACUGCUCUUUCUGUAUUAGUCGAUUCGAUCUAUGCAGCCCAAGCUGCAGGAAAUUGUAGUUAUAUGAAUCCAUCUGAAUAUGAGGUUACCGAUAGGGGCUUUGAUUCCUUUGGAGGGAGAAAGAAAGCAAGACUGAUGGAAGAUGGCAAGAAAAAGAUGAAACGUUAUGGAGGUGGAGCACAAGGAAGCCGAGCCCCCUUGGAAGGUUACCAUGGUGAACGAAUGCCUCUCCCACAUCCGAUGGUUGGAUUCAACCUACCUACUGAUAGGUUACGGUCAGUGACAAGAAGUCUUCCUAAACAAGCUAUUGGGGCACCUUAUUUCUACUAUGAAAAUAUGGCUCGAGCUCCAAAAAGUGUAUGGAUGGAAAUUUCCAGAUCCUUGUAUGACAUAGAGCCUGAGUUUGUGGAUUCUAAGUAUUUCUGUGCAGCUGCUCGGGAAAGAGGCUAUAUCCAUAAUUUGCCAAUUGAGAAAAGGUCACCUCUCCGUCCUCUCCCUCCAAAGACCAUAUUUGAGGCCUUUCCUCAUUAUAAGAAGUGGUGGCCUGCCUGGGACCACAGAGAGCAGCUCAAUUGCUUUGAGACCCGUGUGGCAACUCCAAAUCAAAUAAAACAGAUCGAAUGUGCUCUUGCAAGAACAAGUAAUCCACCACCUGUAACAGUUCAGAGGUAUGUAAUGGACCAGUGCAGAGAAUGGAACCUUGUUUGGGUUGGAAAGAACAAGGUUGCCCCUCUAGAGCAAGAUGAGAUGGAAUAUUUACAUGGUUUUCCAAAAAACCAUACGAGGGGGGUUGCCUGUAAAAAGAGGUACAUGUGUCUUGGCAAUUCUUUCCAAGUUGAUACUGUGGGCUACCACUUGUCAGUGUUGAAAGACAUGUUUCCCAAUGGUAUUAAUGUCCUGUCCUUAUUCACUGGCAUUGGAGGAGCAGAGGUAGCCUUGCACAGGCUUGGAAUCCACAUGAAGACAGUGAUAUCUAUUGAGAUAAGUGAAGAUAAUAGAAGGAUUCUAAAGGGUUGGUGGGAUCAGACCCAAACUGGCACGCUAAUUGAGAUUGCUGACGUGAAGUCUCUCACUAAUGAUAGAGUUGAAUCAUUUAUUAGAAGAUUUGGUCGCUUUGACUUAGUGAUUGGGGGCCUGGAGGGCGAGCAACCUGCUUUGUUCUACCACUAUUCUAGAAUCUUGAAAGCCGUCAAGUCGGCUAUGGCAAGGAUUUAGCCGAAGCUAUUACUGGUGAUCAGUCAAAAAGAUCUUGUUUCUUGGAUCAGUUGCUGUCAUUAUGUGAGGUUUGUUCUGCUCGCUGUGUAUAGUUUGUUUUGAUCCUAGUGAUAGUAGAUACCGGUUGAUACUUUGUUGGUGUUCUAUCCUCUGUGUAUGGUUUGUUUUGAUCCUAGUGAUAGUGGAUGUUGGUUGAUACUUCUAGGUUUGAGUGAUUCAGGUUUUAUGAUCACGUUAAUGUAUGCAGUAUUCCUCACAAUGAUCAGGCCCCUUUUCAUAUUCACAUAGCACAGAAAUAGGAUCCGGUAUAUGGAAAGUAAUGUCUUCUAAUUUACUGAUUCUGAUUUCAUUGACCAGUUGAAGCAUUUAACUAUAUACUAAAAAUAUAAGCAUCAGGGCAGUGGGCUUAUGGAUUUAUAGUCCAUUUUCUUAUUCUAGUUGGAGUAGUAUUUGCACAGUGUCGUUUCAGGAUGUCUGGUUCUUAUGGUUAUGGUAGCGCAUGCACACUGUGCAUUUUUAAUCUCUUUUUUUGUCCUAAUAAUCAAUUAGUUGGUCCUGUUCGUUUCCUUGGAGCUCCUCUGAUUGUAAUACAUGCAUACAUAGAGAAACUUGCGAUCUAAUCACCAGUUAGUUUGGUCCUGUUUGCUUCCAUUUAUUGUUUACUUUUUGCGUAUAUAAUGUUCAUUUGAGGUAUUCCCUGGUAGCCAGCGUUAACUAAAAGUUCAUCCUAGGUUGGACUGGGAUGCCUGAUGCCCUUGUCAAUCCCCAUGUCUAGCAUUUAUAUGAUAUUUCAAAAGUAGAAACUAUGUGCAUAGUGAUUUUAUAAGGUCCAUUUUUCCUGAGGAAAAAGGAACAGCGGUUCUAACAUUUCAAGGGUUUGGCACAGCUUUUCUUUAUUUACUUCAUUUGUUUAUUCAAUAUAAGGAAACCAAAGGUGCCUACUGUGUACAUUGUUUUUUGGUUUUGUAUGUGUACUAUGGCCAAUCUUGACGGUGGUGUCUGGUUGUUUAAUGAGGACCCUAACUAAGAUGGUACCUGGUUGUUAGAAUAUUGUAGCAAUGUACCUGUCUGGGCAGUACAUCCUCCUUGGUGCUUAUACUAUUCAGUUUCCCCAGAGGACAUCAGUUUGGAAAGAAGUUUCUUCCUGUUUCAUGUCACUUCUUGGAUAUCUGGGUGCAAACCAACUACUGCUUGGAGCAACAAUUACCACUGUAAACAGAAAGCUUCAGGACACAUGGUAUUCAUGUAGGCAGCAUAUGAUGGUGUAAUAAAAAGCUAGAUGCAUUUUAUAUAUUUCUUUUGACAUUGACAUCAGGCUUGUUUUUCUGAGUUCCUAUGGCUGAUCAUAUAUCCUUGAUGUGUAGGACUGUUCUUCUGUGAUUCUGACAAGUCGUCUUUGCACUUUUUGGACUAUAAGGUUGAUAACUUGUUCCUUUGUACUUCCAGUGAAAGAGGAUGACCAAGUAGAUAGACUAGUUAAUACGAUAGCUACUGGUAGUGUGGAUCAUUCCUGGAUACCAUAUUUUGGAUAAAUCCUGGACUAUUAUUGCCUUUUUCCACACUACUUGAUAAUAUACUGAAGAUCCUGUUUGACAUGUUCCAGGAAUUUUA